UCCAAGAGCCUCUUCCUGUAGCGGAUUCCCGGUGGGUUCUCCCCUAGAGGUGCUGCGCCGGCGUCUGACCACCUAGUCUGGCCUGCCAAGUCUUGCUUUCGGUCUCGGACUACGAAGCACAGGUCCAGCCCGCGCUGCGUACGGCAGGACUGCUGGGAGCGGGCAAAAUGUGCUGUGAGAAGUGGAGUCACGUGGCCGAAAUGUUCUUCUACGUUGAAGGCCAGGAGGAGGAUUGCAGAAUUCAUUGUCUCUGCUCCCGGGCGUUUGUGGAGGAUCGAAAAUUGUGCAAGUUGGGAUUGAAAGGCUUCUAUGUCAGAGGCAAUAGCAACAAUACAGGAGACCAAGCUAUAGAAGAGGAAGAUGGCUAUUCGUGUGACACUGCAGAGUCUGUUGAAAACAAAGGCGUAGACCUGGAUGAAAGUGAGCUUGAUUCUGAGGCUGAACUCAUGAGAAGCAUGGGAUUGCCACUUCAGUUUGGUAGGGUAUCUGAACAUCACAAUUUUGAGGUAUCCAUGAAUACUAGAAAUAAAGUUAAAGUGAAAAAGAAAAAGACAAAACAUCAGAAGAAGUACUUAGAUGAAAUCAUGCGGGAGUCUUGGAGAACAGAGUAUGAAGACGAUGACCUUUUGCUUUCAGACGAUCCGUCCACAGUUGAGCAGUGUGAGAGUAGCAGAACACACGGACUUCAGAGCAAAGCACACACUGAAGCAGAGCCUCUGCCUGUUGAAAACACAUCCUCCCCGAGACUGGAGGUCACAGAGGUCUGGGAAAAGUACUGGGAGCAGUAUGGAGCGGGGCUGCUGUGGCAGAGCUGGCAGGAGAAGCAUGCGGGCCAGACACCGUGUGCUACACCUUGGGACUCCGCUGACACGAAGGAGGAGUGGGAGCAGCACUACAGUCAGCUGUACUGGUUUUACCUGGAGCAGUUUCAGUACUGGGAAGCACAGGGCUGGACUUUCGAUGCCUCACAAAGCUGUGACACAGACACCUGUGUGGCUAAAACAGGCCUUGACGACAGGAGAAAUGAAGAUAGCACAGAAACGGACUCAGCGUCUUUUCCACCUUUACCUGAUACAGUUGACAAAGAAGCUUCUUGUCCAAGUGAUCACAAUGAAAUACUUGAUGGAAUUAGCAAUAUAACUCUGAGUUUGGAGGAAGUAGAACAGAGCCGGUUAGAUUUAGUAAGCUGUGCCGGGCAGCAGAGUGAAGCUAACAGAGGGAAGGUAUGCCCUGCUUCUGGCCAGAGCGAGCCAUGUAACAGAGGAGCCAAGGAAAGCAACGUAGCCGGGACUAGGAGCACAGACCACCCAGCCCAAGGGUUGCAAGCCUCUUCAGGAGCAAACAGGAGCAAAGGUAAACCACACACCAACCAGACUGAUGGAGAUGAGAGUGAAGAAGAUCCACCGGAGCAUAAGCCCAGCAAGUUCAAAAGGAGCCAUGAACUGGACGUCGAUGAAAAUAUGGAUUCAGACCUUGAUGACAGUGGUACCCUUCUGGGAUUCAAGCAUGGCUCAGGACAAAAAUAUGGUGGAAUCCAAAAUUUCAGCCAUCGCCAGGUCAGGUAUCUAGAGAAGAAUGUGAAACGUAAAUCAAAAUAUCUGGACAUGCGCAGACAAAUAAAGCUGAAAAACAAACACAUCUUCUUUACUGAAGAAUCAGAAAAACCAGUUUUCAAGAGCAGCAAGGCUCUGAGUAAGGUAGAGAAAUUUCUAAAAUGGAUUAGUGAACCAGCGGAGGAGGAAGCCUCACAGGAGUUGUUUCCUCACAACGGUAUACAGGACAGUUGCUCCAGCAGCGAUUCAGAGAAACAGGACACAUCUGUUACGAAGCCUGACGACCUAAUGGAAAGCAGAAGUCCAGAAGCCGUGAAGUGUCAGGCCAGCUCUUCAGCCAGUGAGCCGGAAACAGAAAAGAGUGAACAGGACAGCCCAGUAGCAGCUGUUCCAGAGAAGCAGGACUGUGCUGCUCAGGAAACCCCAGACUUUCCCCAGGUAGAAGCUAAAGCUGAAAUUAAAAAGAAGAAAAAGAAAAAAAAUAAGAACAGAAAGAUAUGUAGCAUACCUCCUGAAAUAGCUGCCGUUCCUGAGCUGAUGAAAUACUGGGCCCAGAGAUACAGGCUGUUUUCCCGAUUUGAUGAUGGGAUUAAGUUAGAUAGAGAGGGCUGGUUUUCGGUCACACCUGAAAAGAUUGCUGAGCACAUUGCUGGUCGCGUCAGUCAGUGUUUCAAGUGUGACAUCGUGGUGGACGCGUUCUGUGGAGUCGGAGGAAAUACCAUUCAGUUUGCCUUAACAGGAAAAAGAGUGAUUGCCAUUGAUAUCGACCCUGUUAAGAUUGAUCUUGCUCGAAAUAAUGCAGAAGUUUAUGGGAUAGCAGAUAAGAUAGAGUUCAUCUGUGGAGAUUUCCUGCAGCUGGCUCCCACUUUGAAGGCUGAUGUUGUCUUCCUCAGCCCACCGUGGGGAGGGCCAGAUUAUGCUACUGCGGAGACCUUCGACAUUAGGACAAUGAUGUGUCCUGAUGGCUUUGAAAUUUUCAGACUUUCUCAGAAGAUCACUAAUAAUAUUGUUUAUUUUCUGCCAAGAAAUGCUGAUACUGACCAGGUGGCAUCCUUAGCUGGGCCCGGGGGGCAAGUGGAAAUAGAACAGAAUUUUCUUAACAAUAAACUGAAGACAAUCACGGCUUAUUUUGGCGACCUGAUUCGAAAACCAGCCUCUGAAAGCUGUGAGGCCACAUAGAGGCAAAAAGAUCAUGUAGUGAUGAGAACCGAUCACAGGAGACACUGAGAAUGUCUUCUGUGGUCACUGACACUUUGUGUACAUGCUCUUCCAGCAUCACAGGAUAGGAAACUCACAUGAGUUUGAUGAGCAUUAUUGAUGAAGUGCUUUGAGAUCUUUCAGUUACAUUAAUGAAGUACUAUGUGUUGUACAUUAGGGUAGUAGGUGUCACAUGGACAGGACGGAUGCUCCUGUACUUAAUUCUACCAUAUGUCUUUAUGUGUGUAUUUCUACAUUUCUGUAUUUUAUCUUCUUUGUGUGUAUAUGCAUACAUGUAUAGAUAUGUAUGUUCAUGUAAAAAUAAUUAUUUUAUAUGGAAAAAUACAAAGAAAUGAAUGUAUGUAAUUUACCUACCUAUCUAACUUCUGUUGAAAUAAUGUUAUACAAGUAAUGUUGAAAAUGUGUAGUUUAAUCCUAGAACAAUACAGAAUGAUACAGAUAGAAAAAUAAAUUUCACACCCCCUUCUCUACCCUUUAUUCAUAUACCUAAAAGUAAUCACAGCUGUUAGGAUACAAAGGAAUUGUAGUGCCAGUGACCCUGACAUGCUGUUUUCCUCAUUAGUGCACUAUUUAAUACUGUGCUACCUUUUUUUACGUAAUAUAAUUUUUUAUGAGUGUAUCUUGAAGACCUUUCCAUAUUAGUCCAUACAUAGAGACCUACCUCAUUCCUUAAAAGGUUUUCUUGUGUGCUGCUUUCUGGAUAUACCAUAAUUAAAUUAGUUGUCCAUUGGUGAUCACUUAGGUUGCUUUUAGGUUUUUGCAUUUGUCAACUGUUCUGCACUGUACUUUAAUAUAUAUAGUUAGACACUAUUGGGUAAGUGUCUAGCAGUUUAUGUUGCUAGGGUUUGUUUCCAUUUUGUUGUAGUCUAGUGAUUCAUCUCCAGAGUGCUGAGAUUGCAAACAUGCACAGUCACACCCGGAAGUCUGUACAUUUUAACUCUGAUAGACACAGUCAGAUUGCCUGAGUAGAAUUGGACUCACUUUUAGCCUUUUGGAAAGCUUUGUUGUUUUCAUGUCUCUGGAACUUGCCUUUGAACAUCCUUUUAUAAAAUUAAUGUUUUUGAGAUUUCCAUUGCAAAUUCAAUGUCAAAUAUAUUUUGUCAUGUAAAAGUUUAUAUAUUUUUUAUUAAAAUGGCAAAGAAAAGAGAA
Molecule: messenger RNA, 3920 nt
Organism: Cavia porcellus (domestic guinea pig)
Lineage: Eukaryota; Metazoa; Chordata; Mammalia; Rodentia; Caviidae
Gene: Tgs1
Product: trimethylguanosine synthase 1
Exons: 13
Coding region: 168-2732 (854 amino acids)
Biological process (GO): 7-methylguanosine RNA capping; 7-methylguanosine cap hypermethylation
Cellular component (GO): nucleus
Molecular function (GO): RNA cap trimethylguanosine synthase activity
Source: RefSeq, a predicted model, not a curated record